GAUAUAGUAAUCUACUUGCUCAAAAUCAACCAAUAUGAUGGCCGACAAAGCAGUCUCUACUGAAGACCUUUGCGGGGACCAGCAAAAGAUCAGUGUCGCCGUUAGUCUCGUUCGCUUGGAGGCUAUUCUUCAAACUCUAAUAGAAAAUAAGGUAGAAGCGCUAAGAAACGAGAGCCGCAAGACUUCUAGUAUUCAUUCCAGUCAAAAGUCCAUUUUGAAGCGUUUAAGACUCACAUCGACUUCUAGCCAAAGCACUACCAAAGAAGAGAAUGAAAAGGAGAGGAGGGUGAAAACAGCACUAGUAAAUACAGAUUUUCCUGUAAAGCAUGAAAAUGUUGUGGAAGUGGAGAAAGUAGUCAGAAAGUCAGCUUUAAAGAAGGAGUCUUCCAUUUCUUCGGCUAGCACAAUUCAGCAGUGCGCAUGCAGAAUGCCCAGUUUCGAAGUAUCUUCGUUAAUUAGCGACGAGGAUAGAAACAGAGCAAUGCAGUACGACAAUAUUUAUAUGGAUGGCUGUCCAUCUCUUACCGAGAGACCACCAAGUUGUUAUUGUAAUCCUAAGUUGGAAGGCCAAACGAUCCACUACGACGAAGACUACAUCUCUCUAAAAAUCGACCCCGACAAGCCGAGUCCCAUCGAUGACCUUUUGGCCGAAGAAGCCUUGUACAGAGCCAGAAGAAAACGCCGAAAACGAAGAAAAAAAGAGCUGAAAAAGAGAAUGGCGAUGGCACAAAACACGUGUUUUGUCGAAGGAGGAGACUUAAACGAAACGUUCAAACAUCUUACAGUAGAGGAUUCAUCGAAGAGAGCUAAAUGGACAAUCGUAGGCACGGCCUUUCUGUUGCUCUUUAUGUGUCUCCUAUUGGUUGGUAUCACGUUGAGGAUGGCUCCUAUCAUUGAUGAAAUGGUUCGUAAGGAAAACGAAGAAUUCAUGAACUCUCUAACAAGGCACAAGAAUGUUUCAGCUUCAGCAGCAAACUCCGUCCAUUUAAAUCAUACGUAAUAUCGACAAGAAUUACUUAAUAAAAUCAAUCAAAAUACGGGUACCAUAACAUCUUUACUGCAGUACAUUGAUGAACGAUCUAAAAAUUGUUUAAUAGAGCGGUAAGUAGGAAAACAUUUAGCGUUUCAAAAUGAAUCAAGAAAAUUGGUUUGUAUAAAAUAGCAAAACUAAAUUAUUGUGCCUAAAGAUGUCCUAACAGGAUUUUAUAUAUAAAUUUGUUUUAGUUAAGAAUUCAAUCGUAAGUAAGGCAAUUAGUUUUUUCUCAAACCUUGAAGCAAAAUGUUUUGCCUGAUUGAAGCUCAAAACGAAUAAUUUAAUCUUUAGUAUUUUUAUAUAUAAUAUAAGUGCUAAAAUUACAAUGUUUGUUUAACUUAUAAAAAAUGUUACUGAUCUAGAGUUUGCUCUAUUAGCCCUUUCAGUACUAUUUAUUUUUUCAGCAAACGAAAAAAUAUUUUUUGUCUAAAAUGUACUUAAAACAGUUCAUAUAACACUUUUUUGUUAGUAGUA
Messenger RNA from Diabrotica virgifera virgifera (western corn rootworm), 1507 nucleotides. RefSeq lists its product as uncharacterized. The record is from RefSeq and is a predicted model, not a curated record. Bases 35 to 1000 code for a protein of 321 amino acids. The transcript has 4 exons. NCBI's taxonomy places the organism in Eukaryota, Metazoa, Arthropoda, Insecta, Coleoptera, Chrysomelidae.